This is a messenger RNA of Homarus americanus (American lobster), 11139 nucleotides long. Its product is annotated as transcription initiation factor TFIID subunit 4-like. The record is from RefSeq and is a predicted model, not a curated record. Gene Ontology annotation, biological process: DNA-templated transcription; transcription initiation at RNA polymerase II promoter. The transcript is spliced from 14 exons. NCBI's taxonomy places the organism in Eukaryota, Metazoa, Arthropoda, Malacostraca, Decapoda, Nephropidae. The coding region runs from base 10 to 2697 and encodes 895 amino acids. Gene Ontology annotation, cellular component: transcription factor TFIID complex. Gene Ontology annotation, molecular function: RNA polymerase II general transcription initiation factor activity; protein heterodimerization activity; DNA binding.
ACCACUAAGAUGGCGACCAGUAACAGCCUGGACGAGGUGUUGUGUACAGACGUUGAUCCGAGUGCUGUCACUGCCAUUGUAGGCUCUCCUGAGACUCAGUUAGCUGCAUCAGCGAAAACUGCAGCAAAUCAACCUGUUAAUGCUAGUGUUAAUGGAGGGAUAAACAACAACGUGACAGUAGUAGUGGAAAGCAGAACUAACUGCGGUAAAAUAGGGGUCAGAGGCCCGGCGGUGAGCAGUGGUGCAGUGUUAGCAGGGAAGGUAGUGUCGGGCGUGGGAGCUGGGCAGUGUAUUGGGCAGACUACCGUACGUGCGGGUGUGGUUUGGGGAGACGCGGGUGGUGGUGCCUCCCUACAGGGGGGUCCUCAGGUCUCCCUCAGUACCAGCAAGGGCGCCGCCGCGGGCGUCAAGCCGGUGUAUGGGGUGGCCCCGACGCCCAUGACAGGCGCCCAGGGCACGCAGGUGGUGAACGGGGGCGUGACAGGGGCGGGCACAGGAGGCGCCCCCCAAGUUAGCCUGCAGGCCCAGCUGGCGUUGAAGGGACUGAGCAAAGUGGUGACAGCGGCAGGGUCGGUGGGCCAGACGGCAGUCAUCAUGUCCAAGCCUGGUACAGUGACUGCCGUGCCCUCCACUGGCGCCCCGGGCACUGUACCCAUUCCCCAUGGCAUGCAGAUCAUCAACAUGCGCCCUGGCCAGGCCAUCAAGACCACCCAGGGCACCACCAUCGCCCCCAGGAUGAUCCUCAACCCGGCUCAGGUUCUACCAGCAGGCAUUAGGGCUGGACAACCCGGGCAAAUUACCCUUGGUUCUCUGCAAGGACUACCUCCUGGGGCACAGGGCCACUUACUGGUAAAAACGGAGAAUGGUCAACUUCAGUUACUCCGUGUCAACACUGCAGCUGCUGCCCCUGGCCAGCUAUCUGCCAAUGUUACCACUACUACGGCAUUGCAACAAGCUCCUAAUGCCUACAGAUUCCAGCCCCCACAAGCUGGCACGGUCGCGGUGAGGUCCGUGAUGGUGUCGUCCGCAGCCGCACGUCCCGCCACCAUCAUCCUCCAGUCACAAGCCAGUAACACAGCCGCACUAUCUACGGCCACCACAACCACCACCAUAGCUACGCAGGCUGUCACAGCCGUCACCCCCACCUCUAUAGCUGUCACCCCCGGCACUACGGUUGCAGGCUCAAUCGUAGCUCCAACGUUGACCACUGCCACUCCUACCACACAAGCCUCUCAGCCUGCUACUGUUGGCUCUCAAACUAUCUCAGCGGAAUCAGCAAAAACAAAAUGUAAAAACUUCUUGGCCACGUUAUUAAAAUUAGCCAACGAGCAGCGGGCAGCAGUGGCCCGGAAUGUUCGCAACUUGAUUCAGGGUCUAAUUGACGGUAGAGUGGAACCAGAAGCUUUCACGGAAGAGCUACAAAAAGACCUCAAUUCUUCUCCACAACCAUGCCUUGUUCCUUUUCUCAAGAAAACUUUACCCUACCUGCGGGUUUCGUUAGCACGGCAGGAGCUGACCAUAGAUGGUGUGCGGCCACCACCACUAUCAGCAGUCACUCCUGUCCCAAAUGUCACCACUGUUAUACCCACUAUGACUGUUGCUCGUCCUGUUGCCCCCACCACUUCUGGGACAGUCCGUAUGGUACCCCCUUCAACUGUUUCCUCCACCACUGUUGUACAACGGCCUGUAAAUGCCACUCAAGCACCUGCAAGAGUAGUCACUCAACAAGUGCAGCAGGUACGAGUCCAAGGUGGCAAGACGGUGGUGACGACAGUUCGUCAAAACACUCCAAAUGCUAAUGCCACCAGCAACACCCUAAAUGCCACCACAAACUCAGUACCUACUGCUACCAAAACCAUAACAGUAAAUAAGGCACUCCCUACCAAAGAUAAAGACAAGACUAAAGAUAAACUAUACACAUACAGCAGUUCCUAUUCUUCUAGCGGGGCCGCAGAUGACGACAUCAAUGAUGUGGCUGCGAUGGGUGGAGUUAAUUUAGGGGAGGAAUCCCAAAGAAUCCUCGACUCCACGGGGUUUGUCGGCACACAAAUACGCUCGUGUAAAGACGAGAAUUUCCUCUUAAACACUCCACUAACUGAGAGAAUAAAACAAAUAUGUUCAAAAUAUGGUUUGGACGAUGCGCCAAAAGAUGUAGUCGCCCUCGUAUCACAUGCAACACAGGAGCGCCUUAAAACUAUUGUCGAAAAGUUAGCAGUCAUCUCAGAUCAUAGAUUAGAUAUUAUUAAGCAGAGUGAUAGCCGCUAUGAGGUUCGACAAGAUGUGAAAGGUCAGCUUCGUUUCCUAGAAGAAUUAGAUAAGAUGGAGAAGAAACGUAAGGAUGAACGAGAGAGAGAUAUGCUGAUGCGAGCGGCGAAAUCUAGAAGUAAAUCGGAAGACCCUGAACAAGCUAAAUUAAAAGCAAAAGCAAAGGAGAUGCAGCGUGUUGAAAUGGAGGAGAUGCGACAGAGAGAUGCCAAUCGUACCGCUCUGAAUGCAUUGCAAGGACCCAAGAAGAAGCCUAAACUUGAUCUGUCGAUGGUUGAUGAUGGUGCAACUUUUAGUGGAACAUUCACCCAAAAGUCGAUGCCUCUCCGACCACGCAUCAAGCGGGUUAAUAUGCGAGAUCUCAUGUUUCUGAUGGAGCAAGAGAAGGAGCUUAACAAGUCAACACUCCUCUAUCGGUCUUACCUCAAGUAGCCAGCGUGGGUGAGUGCCAGGUGAAACUGCCUCUCCUUUGCCCUGCCUGCCCGCCGUGCCUACCACGACCGCUGCUUCACCUGCACCACCACUAGCCUAGUGAGGCGUGUUAACACUGCCAUUGUGGGAGCGGUGGAGCCUGGAAGACACAAUCCGUAGCUCCAGUGCAACUAAAGUGGUAGUAGCACCAGAAGGCAGAAGAUCUGUGAUUCUCUCAUGCAGCAUUGCAAGUGUCUUAAUUAUUUUCAUGCCUGUGGCAUGGUCGCUCCACCGGGACUGUGAUAGGGCUGGAGCCUCACUGUGUGUAAUUAGCCCAAGUGAUACUCAGACUGUUGUACACAACUUGAGUACGCCUAUGGCAGCACCCGUGACAGAAACGAGGUGCAGCAGCAGUGGGGUCGGAGAUAUAAGACAUUCAUACUGAAGUGCUGUUGCCACUGUAACUUGCAGCCAGCCACCAGCCCUCCACCACUUCAGCCCAAUCUAAGUGGACUUGCGUAUAUAGUGGCUUAUACACCAGUGAAGGUACAACCAAACCUUUCUUUUAUUCCCAAAAUAUAUAGUAUCAACCCUAUUUUGUGCAUGAACUGUAUAAAUAUUUCUUGGAUAGGAAAAAUCUUCAAAUAUUUUUAUCUGAUACACAUCGUUAAAAUGUUAAUAAGAAAAAUGAAUGAAAACUUUGAUACACAGCCUCUGUAGAUAUUGUACAGUUUUUAAGAAUUGAGGCCUUUUUGUGUUGAUGUAUUGUUCUUGUAAAAUACCACAGAUAUAUGGUUUGUCUAUUGUACACAAAUUAACAGAGACCAGCAGCUAAGAACAUUCUACUUCUUCAAAUUAAAUACCUUCAUUCAAGAGUAGUCAGACACCCGGGUAUUCCCACACAACAUGGGUCUUCCAGGGACAGCAAAGUUGCCAAAGACAUAUGCUCGAAUUUUGCAGUUUGGUUAUCUUGUGGUGGGGCUGCUUUAUCAAGAAUAGUUUUGUGUUCUUGGUUGUUGGUCUUCAAACCUUAUUUAUGAAUCCCUAAGACUGAUGUCAGGUCUUUGCCCCAAGGAAUGAGUGUUGCCAAAGUUGUCUGUAUGAUGCAUGCUUCAUGCUGGGAUUGCUACAUAAGCAAAAAUCCUUUUUGGAUUUUUUUUUCUUUUUUUUUUUAGUGAACUUUAUUGAAAAAAUUUUAUGGAAGAAUUUAUUAAUAUAUUUAAAUUCUAUUUGUAAAGGAUGUAUGCGCAUCAUUUGUAAAUUGUUGAACACAACUAUAAAGUGCAGAGACAGCUUAUUGUGCAAAUUAUCUUGAAACUUGUGGGCCAUCAUUUACAAUUUGACAUUUUGUAAAAUAAAUACAAUAUUGGUUUUGAAUUUCAGUGAGUUUAUGUAAGACAUUUUUUCUUUAUUUAAUAAUUUUUAUUUAUAAUAAAAUAAUCAGUUAAGUGUUUUUUUCAUUUAUUGAGUACCGUAUGUGUAUUAAUAUUCAUUGACUAUGGUUCAAAACAAAAUAUUUAUGUGUAACAUGCAAGGAAACCCACAUGAAGCUUGCUCUUGUCAAGGAGUUGAAAGUUGUGAACACAUGCACUUUGUUCUGAGGUUGAGUUAUAAUCCACUGAGAGUGAAUCAUUCUGGAUGGUAUAUGAAUUUUUGAAUGGUUGUUUUGUUAAUUUACAGGGUAGAGCAUUGAGGACCAAGUUAUGGUUUAAUUAAAUACUAAUUGCCAUUUUUUUUUUAGAAGUUUUGUUAAGGACGUGUCUACCUGUUCUUUCCAUUAAUGUCAUUGUUAAAUUUCAAUCGUUUGUAACUGAGGGGUAGUGAAAGGAUCCUUACUCUUACUCAUCAAAUGUCUGUGAGUUAGCACAACUCUCCAUCUUCUUGAACCUGGGAAUGUAUUGUCUGGAGUCAGAGUGUGCCGUCCUGAGAUAUAAGGGCAAAUGUAUCCAAGGGAUAGAAGGGCAAAUGUAUCCAACAGAGAUAGAAAGACAGAUGUAUCCAGUCUCUCUCCUCUUCUUUCUACUCUCUCUCCUUCUCUCUCUCUCUCUCUCUCUGACUUGAAAGUGUAAAGUUAUUGAAGAGGACUGUUUGGUGUAAAGUUAUCCUCAUAAUUACCACAGAGAAGACAGUAUCCAAACAUCUUUGCUGAAGCAGGACUGGAAGAAUUAUUUAGUCCUUUUUUUAUAAGGAUCACUUUCCCCGGGGAUUAAUUGCUUUAACAUGGCUUCCAUAAAUUUGUUGACAUCUCCCAGUUGUUGAAUGUUUUUCACCAAGUUGACAUGCUUGUGGGUGCUUCCCAUUAUAAACUGGUUUAUUGGGGUUAAUUGGUUGGCAUUUUUUGCCACCAUCACUUUACUGUCGUGAGUUAAGCAUCAUUGUUUGUCAAUUUUGGGUAGACCAUCACCAACUUGGCGAAGUUAGGUUGACCAUCGCCACUGAACAGCCUUGGGUUGAUUAUUACCACUUGACAGUCUUGGGUUGACCAUCACCUCUUGACAGUCUUGGGUUGACCAUCACCUCUUGACAGUCUUGGGUUGACCAUCACCUCUUGACAGUCUUGGGUUGACCAUCACCUCUUGACAGUCUUGGGUUGACCAUCACCUCUUGACAGUCUUGGGUUGACCAUCACCUCUUGACAGUCUUGGGUUGACCAUCACCUCUUGACAGUCUUGGGUUGACCAUCACCUCUUGACAGUCUUGGGUUGACCAUCAUCCCUAAUUAGCUGUCUCGGGUUGACCACUACCACUUUGCUGUUUUACGUUGACCAUAACCACAUGGCUGUUGUGGGUGGACCAUGACCACUUGCUACCACUCACAGUUAUCGACCAAGUUUUAUGUGCAUGAAAGCACUUUUAUUUUGUUAUAGCAUGUUCUUAUAUUAAGUACAUUUGAGAAAAACAAAAGUUGCAUACAGAAGUGUCUUCAUGUAUCAUUGUUGAUAAUGUGUUGGGUAUUGACAAGUAAGAUCUCUCUUUUCUACACUCAUGUUGGGUAUAGCCCUCAUGCCCAAGUUCCUUUCAGCAAUACUGUAUAUGGAAAAUUCCCUCAUUUUAGUUACACUUAAUUUUAUUUACCCAGGAUACUUACUGGAAUUUCAUAUAAAACUGUGCUGUAAUUUAUUGUGUUAAGAGACAUGUAAAGGGAUUAGAGAUGUUUAUUAAUAUAUUUUUUAUUUUACUUUAUUUUUUCUUCUGUGCAAAAAAAAAUCUAUAUUCUUAAAUACAGAAAGUUUCAAUUGAAGGUGGUUAGAAGGUUUAAAGUAUGAAAGGCUUUGGCAGGCUAGUCAAUAUUGGCAAACUUCAAUAAUUAAUAUUCAUUCCCUGCUUUAGUUUUUUAAGUACAUUGGGAUAAGUGUGAAUAAAUAAGUAGGAGAUUGAGUAGUACAGUAUAUUUUCAUUCUAAGUGCUUUUCUACGUCAUUAUCUGUUUGGGAUUGUCUUCUGAGCAGGUUGGCUAGACUUUUGAUUGUCUUGGGUAAGAGAGUUUAAUAUAUUGCACAUGUCAUCCUUGAAAUAAAAGAUAUUUAAAUUGUAAUGAACUAGGUUUUGACAAAAAGGGUGUUUGUUAUGCACUUAAGUUAUUGAAAGACAUUAAAUAACUCGUGAUUCUGAUGAUAUUUUGACUCAAAUUGUUAUAUGAAAUUUGGUACAGUAUUGAUAUCUAACAUUUGAAUGAGAAAGGCUAUUAUCUGAGUUUGACUGUUGUCUGCAGAAAUGCAGAUGAUUUAAUGACAAUGCAGUACAGUUUGUAUAUUUAAAAAAUAUUUAAGUUUGCGAAUUGAAUGUUUUUAUUGGAUUUUACUUAAAUAACACUCCAAAGUAUUUAUUUUUAUUUCUGUAUUUAUAGUAUUUUACAUCAGUUUUCAAAUCACUGAUUUUGCAAACAAGAUGACGUGGGACAUUUUAGUGUCCUACUCAGUCGGUCACUAUUUUACACCCUUGUCACAAUAAGUCUUGGUUACUAAGUUGGACAUCCAUUCUAUGUCUGUGCUCUAGUUCAGUGACUCUUUGAGUGUUUUUUCAUCGAGGGUAAUGGCUAAACAUUCUUAAAUUUGUUUUGAGUAUGAAGUGUGGCACUUUUAGCAGUUUGAAACUGGAAGUUGAUGAUUUAUGACUGCUCAUUUCCUGUGUUUAACACAUCCUCUUGGGCUUUAUUAAUUAUAACUAAACAUCAGGCGUUGCCAGUGGUGUAGCACCUGUGUUUUGUUUAGUUGGACAUUUUAUAUUCUGAGAAAGACACAAAGUUUCAAAUAUUUGCACUGUAAAGGCACCAUGCAAAUUUUGUAGAUUCUUUUUGUAAUACAUAUAUUGUAAUAGUUUAGACCAAUGCAGGUUAAUAUUUUUAUAUAAAUUAUUUAUCACUCCAUUUAAUAAAAAUCACAUCCAGAUUAUUGUGUUUUGCAUGACUGUGUUACAUAAAGCAUGAAUUGACUGUUUACGAGGCAUAAGUUUUAUGAUUAAAACACGAUAUACUUAUUUCCGAUGGCACAAGCUCAACACAGUACUGUAACAUCAGCUGUCACGAAAACAUAUUUAGGUCUUGUGAGAUGAGCACAAUACAAUGCAUUCCUCAGGUUAGCUCACAGGAGUUGUACACAAGUUGACCCAGACAUGAUUCCUUUUUCCUUACCUUUUCACACUGCUACAGGGUGACCAGAACCAAGAACAAAAGUAGAUUACUUUAACUUGCCCUUGCCAAUUCAAUCCGUGGCAUCCCCAUAGAUAACAUAUCAUCACGCUCUCCUUUCAUUCACAUCUGCUGCUUUCUGGAUGGCCAGUCCCCUCACUUAUAAUACUUCUUUUACCACAUCCUUCUAUCUCCUUUGCUUUUCUCUCCUUCUCUUACCUUCUUAUUCUUUACAUUCUAUUCACUUUACAAAUUGCUCUCAAACAUGUCAUUUUUGUCACUUUUAAUUUGCCUUUUCCUCUCACAUCCAGAGUCCAUGCUUCAUUCCCAUAUAGUGGGGUUACGUUAACAGUUCCUCGAUACAUCCCCAGCUUUGCUUCCUUUGAUACGCUUCUCUUAAGGCAUACUCGUAUAUUACUUUCUUUCCCUGCGUUGCUUUGUGAUUCAAUACUUCUUCCAUUUUCCAAUAGUAGACACAUCCACUCAGAUAUACAGUACAGUAUAUGUGUAUUCUGAUGUAUACUAAUGCCUGUCUUCCUCCUUUAUCUAUUCUUAUAACUAUUGUUUACAUUCAAUCAACUUUCUCUUUGUACUUAAAUUUUCAAACUUAUUAACUCGUAUAAAUAGAAUUUUCUUCUAAUUCUCUAACAAGGGCUAUAUCACUUGCAAAUAGUUUAUGAUUCACCUCCCAUGUGCAACCUGUAUUCCUUGUUAUCAAACUUGCUCUUUGUUCCAAAAUUUUUGCUUCUCAUACUAACCCAUUCAUGAAAAUAUUUUAAGAACCAUAGGAGUACUGUAUAAUACACUCAAUAUAAGACUUUUUUUUUUUUAUCAUAUUCGCCACUUAUCAGCUUACUAGCCGUUUGGGCGGUUUAUCCAGUGUUAGUACAGGAGGGGACCGGGAAACCUGUGGUGUUUGGUCGGGUCACACUGGAUAACACCCUUCUCACAUGUGUCCCGGGCUAACACCCCUUACAGUAGAAACCAAUUUCCCUUUGCUUGACAUACUCCAACAAAUUUCAUUUUCCUAAGAGUGACAUUAAACAGUUUUCCAUUUAUCUCAUACGAUUUUAAUACAUCUUUCAUUGCUUUUCUAUCAAUAAUUUUUAAAUGUUUUUUCUUGGUCCAUGAAUACCACAAAUCGAAUCUUUUUUCAAUAACUAUUCAAUCAUGUUCUGUCAUGCAACUGCUUGAUCUGCAUAUCCUCUUCUCUUUCCCUCAAAAAAUAUUCUGCUAUUAUUUUCUCAGUAAUAUCUUAUGUACUGAAUACUUUCCCUGGCAUACUUGACUGACUAAUUCCCUUGUAACUUUUGCCCCCAUUCUUAUCAUCUUCCCCUUUAUACAAAAUUACACACAUUCUUGACAGUACUCUUCCCUUGUCAUCCAUUCCUUCAAGCUUUCCUCCUCACACCCUUUACAUUUUCACAGUGAGUGCGUCUAAUCCUUACUUUUCUUACGUCUUUUACUUCAAGGAUUUUCAUUGCUCCAUGUCCUAAAUAUGAUACUAGUUCUAUUUGUCUCUCAUCUGUUAUAUUCAGAAUUUGUCCAAAAUAUUUUUCCUACCUCUAUUUUACUGCUAUUUCCAUUUGUACUAGUCAGGUCCCAUCAGAACAGUUCUCUUUCUCUAGCUUUCAUUGACACUGCUUUCACUUUCUUUUGUCAUUUUCUUUACUUUGCAUUUAAUUCAUCUACAGUAUACUCCUUCCACUUUCAUCACUUCCUUUCUUGCAUAAUAUUUUCAUUAAAUACCCGGUACCAAUCAAUUAUGUUCGACACAUUUUGGAUCCUCGUACAUAGUAAAAUGAAAAUUUCCUCAUAAUCAGCCAAUUUUAUUAAUGAGGUGAACAUCUUGAGACUACUAGUAAAAUUGACUUAUUCAUAAUCCCUCUAUCGAAGAACUGAAGAGACCACAGAAUAUGAUCAUCUCGGAAUACUUUUUUGAGUCGAGGCCAGACUGGGUUAGCUUGGCAUUCAUCACUAAAAUACAGUCAAGGUUGGUUACAGAUUCUAUGAAAUUUUCUUACCAGUAAUUCUUUUCUCCAGUUAUUGUACAUCUUCCUCUUUCAAGGAUUAAAGCCUGCAGAUGAUGUUUCUCCUUGUUUGAAUCAAAUAUCUUUACGUAUCACCAUCUGAAAUAAGAAUUACUAUUCCAAUCAUUAAGAAACUUUAUAUCUUAUGCUUAGUUCAAAUGUGGAAAUCAUACAAGCAGCAGUUGUAUCCAAAAACAAUAGUGUACACACUCUACUAUCCACAGAUUAUCUGACAUUGGUACCGACUGUCUGUGGUUCUUAGUCAACCACUAUUCACAGUUUAUCAGCCAUCCACAUCUCAAAUUAGAUUAUCCAAAGUAUUUAUGCAUCAAAUGUCCGAGAUAUAAUGGGAUUGUGAUCUCGACCAAUCCAUCAAAGUUAACUUUCACACACAAGCUGAGAAUCCUUUGUAGUGAAUAACAACCAAGUGUUGGCCAGUAGAUAUUUACGAAAGGUAUUAAAUCAAGUGAAGUUAUUGGUGAAGAGAGAGUGAGUGAUUUAUUUAGUAAUUGUGAAUUUGGGCCAGUUAUGGUAUACAAAAUUAGUACUGAAUGAUUAAUACUGUAAAACCAAGUCCUUUCAAUUAUAAAGAUGGUGAUCAAUUAUUUAAUAUGGUAAAAAAAAUCUAAAUUAACACAUUUUGAAUAAUAAUUGUAUGCUUUAUGAUUGAACUUAGGGAUGUAAAUUGUACAUUUAUUUCAAGAUUUAUAGCUUAAAUUUUCAUUUUAAACCAAAGUAGCAAUGACUGAUGAAAUAUUGUAAUACACUGCAUAGUACUGACAAGUAAAGUAUUGUAUUCUGUACCUCUUUGUGAAGUGUGGUCAUGUCAUGCAUUGUGGAAAAAUUUAUGGUGUGGAUAACUUACGUAUCGGUACAUCACAGAAUAAAUAUUUCUCUUCCAUCGCCUGUACGUUCAAAGUAAAUGAAAUAUUCUACUUCAUAAAUAUUAUACGAAAAUGUAUGUACAUACAGUACUGUAUUCAUUUUAUGUAGAAUUUAUGCAUUGGUUUUAAUGCAUUAAUACAAAGAUUUGAGAUAUUAAAUUAUUUCUAACAAUACUGUAAUGGGAUUUCUUUUAUAUAAAAACAGUUAGUUGGUGUGUAGUACACCAGAUGUGACAUGGAGCUCUCAUCUUACUCCCUUAGGGUAAUAAAGCUAUAUAAUUAAAUUAACCUUUUCUAGUUGACUGCUAAAUGGAACCAGGUUCACUAUUGUCAAAUUUUAUCAUCCACUGGAGGUCAAACCUCGGCUAUACCACGGAUAGUAGAGAGUUUUUUACAUCACUAAAUUUGAAGUCAGAAAAAUGAUACUGUACUUUAAAUUCUGCAGAAAUAAUGUGUACAAUUUGAAAGGGAUGUACAGUGUAUAUUUAUUAUACACUGAAAUCCAUUAAUAUUCAAGACUUGAUUUCCAGUCUGGCUUAGACAUGACAAAGAACAUAUUGGAAGCUGAAACUAUUAGAGAAUAUGGGUCUCUAUAUAAAAGUUGGUCUUUUUCAAAAAAAUUAUUUUAUUUUUUCUACUGUAGAUAUUUUUUAUCAUGUUAGUUACCUAGCUAUCUCAAUUUUGUAUCUAAAAUAUUAAAUUACCCAUAAUCAAUCCCUUUAUUACAAGUUGAGAGAGAAUUCUGGGUGUUUGCUGCAGAGGAUGCAAGGCUUGAGGAUGGCACUCUUUGUGCCAACCACAUCAGUUACUGGAAAAGGAUUUAGGUGUCUGCAAGAAACAAAUGUUCAUGAUUUUUUUUUAUUGUAUUUGCUUUAGUGGCCUAUUGGGGAACCUAUGGUUUCCAAUAAAACAGUUUUUUUAAA